Molecule: messenger RNA, 2452 nt
Organism: Strongylocentrotus purpuratus (purple sea urchin)
Lineage: Eukaryota; Metazoa; Echinodermata; Echinoidea; Camarodonta; Strongylocentrotidae
Product: solute carrier family 10 member 6-like
Exons: 6
Coding region: 410-1765 (451 amino acids)
Biological process (GO): bile acid and bile salt transport
Cellular component (GO): membrane
Molecular function (GO): bile acid:sodium symporter activity
Source: RefSeq, a predicted model, not a curated record
UUGGUUAUAGGGAGAGACUAACUCUUGGGCGUUGUUUUUACAGACUUGUGUAGGGCAUACUCCUCUGCAGGUAGCAACAAAUGCUUUGUCUAAAGGAAUAUCACCUUUUGCAGCGGGCAAAAAUUAUGUCUACAGCUAUUUUGGUGAUUAAAAUAGUAUCUCUUCACUGAGUCUUCAAACAACUAUUCUUGAAAAUCAACAUAAACUUUGUAUGCCUAUUUGUGUUAGGCAUUGUAUUUGUUUAUGCUCAUCAACGAACAGGACUUCUACAAGAACAAUCAAUCAUCAAUGCUGCAAAAUUUCCACUCCCUUCCGUAAAGUGUGACAAAGCCGUACAAGAUAAAAGAAUCACGGCUUUGGUCGUACAUGAAGAGCGAAUAAUUCCUUUUAAAAGACAAAGUCUGAAGUUAUGGCAUUUAAAAACUCAUCCGAUGUCUCAAAGUCGGGUUGGGACUGGAUGUCGACACCAUCAGUCAAUAUCAGCCGUCAUGCGAUAAACGACACAAUCAAGGGAACGAUCUCGACAUUGAAUGAAUCAAUGGCAUUGGAUCUCGACACCACCCCCACAUCGGCAAUGGAUCACAUCACCGCGGAGGAGAGUUUGCCAGCGGUGAUAGACAAGGCGAUAUCGAUGGUGUUCGGAAUGAACAACGACACGGCCCUGGUCAUAAUACCGAGUACCAACCCGAUGGCGGUGUCAAUGGAAGAGCUCUCCCGUGUUCGUAUAAUAACGGCCAUCAUGAUGACCGUCGCAUUUGCGAUGGUAAACUUGGCCAUGGGUGCGGCUAUCGGCAAGGUUGAAUUGAUGCGCCAAUGGCGAGUACCUGGCGCAGUGUUAGUUGGAUCCAUCAUACAGUUCUUGGUGUUCCCUCUGGUUGCCUUAGCGAUCGUCAGAAUGUUCAAGCUCCCGACACCUUACGUCACUGGUAUGUUGCUCGUCGCCAUCUGCCCUGGGGGAGCUAUGGCCAAUCUCGUCACGUUCUUCAUUGACGGUAGCAUCUCUGUUUGCACGAGCAUGGUGCUUAUCUCGACGGUGGUAUCAAUGGGGUACGUCCCCGUCAUGCUCCUAAUCAUCUCCGGUGGUAUCGCUUCAGCUUCUGUCGCGGUCUCCAUGUGGGCCGUCGUAGUAGCCAUCUUCAUCAUAGCCGUACCUCUUGGGCUCGGCGUCAUCAUCCGCUCGUACAAGGAGAGCUGGGCUCAUGUCAUCACUAUGAUUGGUAUCACCGUUGGUCUCUUGGUCUACAUAGCCAACUCCCUGGUCCAACUCUUCAUCCAUACGCAGAUCUUCCACGCCCCUUUCAGGGUGUACAUCGCCACCGCACUCGUCGUCAUCUGUGGGUUCAUCAUCGCUAUGUUCGUCGCAUACCUCUUUGGACAGCAUCCCACAUCCCGCCACACACUCGCCGUACAUACCGUCUUCCACAACACCUCACUGACAAUCGUCAUCCUCUGCACCGUAUUUUUCGAUGACCCCCAUUGGCGUCAACUCGUCGUCAUCCCGACGAUCUACGGGCCGAUCAGUAGCUUGUUCGGCAUCAUCUACAUCAUCGUAUACCUUACGGUAGGCAUCAACAGCGAGGAGGGCAACCAUCAUGAGGCUUACCAACCCAUCAACGAGGAACCAGGUAACGUCGAGUACAAGGCCCUCGAAGGCGACGAUGACGAUAUGAAGGUCAAAAUCAAGAUGGCUGGAUUCCGACUGAAAGUGAAAGGGUACGAGGAGAUGGACGGAACUGUUUCCCCGUUGCCUAUGACUGGGUAUUGAUUAUCUCCUGGGUCCAGGGUAUGUUGCCCCAUACGUUUUCAACAUCAUCUACGCCUAUUAAUAUUAAAGUAGUCACCCGAAGAAUCAAAGUGUUUUGAAUUGAUGCAAAAUUCAUAUCAUUGCGAAGGGAAGCCUUACUGAUCAAAUAUAACAACUCCCCUCUUCAAAAUAUGUUUGGGGCCCGCAGUAAUCAUUUCUCAAAAUUUUUAAUUUUGAGAUCCAGAUUUUCUGCCUUCAGGGGUCUUCCGUAGAGUGUCAAGAUUCGUGACGUCACAUGCGAGACACAUCUAGCCACAAAAUUGCAUUUUACGCCUCUCCAUGACAUCUAUAUCAUUUUCCAGCAAAUUAUUCGUGUUUUUCCAGAGAAAAUCUUUCCAUCCAUAUAUAAUUUUUCCAUAAUAUUAUCAGUUGUCCUGAAUUUUAUUCGGGUGACUACGGCAUUGGUUGCGUAUACCCGAUGAUUCUAUCAAGUUGCUAGCCAUAACAGAGCUUAGAUCAGACCAAAUAAAAAAGGAAAAUGACAGCUGCUAUAAUAUGUAAGCGUUUGAUUUAUUUUAAAAUUCGUUGCAAGGUAUGGGUCAGCAAACACGGCACAUAACCUUGGACUUGCCCACAACAUGGAAGUACAGCUAUAAACAUGAAAUUUCGUAGAUAUUAAAGAUAAAGUGAAAUGAAAUCCAAUUUAAA